Messenger RNA from Fusarium oxysporum Fo47, 1098 nucleotides. Its product is annotated as Alpha/Beta hydrolase protein. Gene Ontology annotation, molecular function: palmitoyl-(protein) hydrolase activity. The coding region runs from base 1 to 1098 and encodes 365 amino acids. The transcript is spliced from 3 exons. Gene Ontology annotation, cellular component: membrane. The record is from RefSeq and is a predicted model, not a curated record. Lineage: Eukaryota; Fungi; Ascomycota; Sordariomycetes; Hypocreales; Nectriaceae.
AUGUCCAGCUCCAACUCUCCCACAUCCCAAACCUCCAACAGCUACGUCGAGCAGACCGUCUCGGUAUUGAGCUCGGUCGCCAGCUACAUGCGUCUGCCCGCGUUGGCUUCAACGGGUCUCGCCGCUGUCCUCACCUCAUUACUUUACUUUAAACAGAAGUCCGUAUCCCAACACCAUCACCAUCACCGCCUCCGUCUCCCCUUCCUAGCUACUACCAACCUCCUCUUUCUUUGCCUGACCCGCAUCAUCAUCAAGCCGAGCCCCGCUAACCCUGCAUGCAUUAGGGCUCUCAUUUACCCGAGUAACAUUCCCGCAAAUUCUCGCUCAGACGUCCCCAAGCCUUCAGACUUUGGCAUCUCAAAUUUCGAAGAACUUUACAUCCCGACCGAUGAUGGCGAGAAGCUCUCAGCCUUCUACAUCCGUGGCCCUCGUGGCCACAAGAACUCAAACAUCACCAUCUUGAUGUUCCAUGGCAAUGCUGGCAACAUCGGCCAUCGGUUACCCAUCGCUCGAAUGAUCAUAAACUACAUUGGUUGCAACGUUUUUAUGCUCGAGUAUAGAGGCUAUGGUUCCUCAACAGGUCAGCCUGACGAGUCGGGUCUCAAUGUUGACGCCCAGACAGGGCUCAACUAUCUGCGGCAGCGGGCCGAGACACGCGAUCACAAGCUCAUGGUUUACGGUCAGAGUCUGGGCGGUGCCGUCGCUAUCAAGCUUGUCUCCAAGAACCAGGAAGCGGGUGAUAUCGCUGGUCUGAUCUUGGAGAACACCUUCCUCUCCAUCCGGAAGCUGAUCCCUUCCGUUGUGCCCCCUGCCAAAUACCUUACCCUGCUAUGCCACCAAGUCUGGCCCAGUGAGUCGGUUCUUCCCAAUAUCACAAAGGUGCCCACGCUCUUCAUCAGUGGCUUGCAGGAUGAGAUUGUUCCGCCAAAACACAUGAAACAGCUGUAUGACCUCUCCGCCGCACCCACCAAGCGGUGGAAACCUCUCCCAGGUGGCGACCAUAAUUCAAGUGUCCUGGAAGAAGGCUAUUUUGAAGCCAUGUCAGAUUUCAUCGCUGAGGUAACGGGUGAUACACCACAAGAGAAGACACGUUUGUAG